AAAUAAUCUCUCUCCAAAUGAAGUCAGCAUCCGUCACCAGCUCCUAACUCUCAGCGCGUCUUGGCAGUUAUAAUAAUCAUUCUCUAGAAUUUCAUCAUGCUGCCUUUGGUCUCGUUUCUACUGGCGCUUUGCCCUCUUGCAGCCCUGGCUGCACCGUCCGCUCUCCCUCUCGAGCUCGAAAAGAGAGGCAUUAAGUGUCUAGAAGUUGGAGCGACCGCAACAGCCAAAUGGACGAAUAGCGCCGGACAGACAUGCACCUUUGAGGGCGUGGUAGGGAGCAACUACGGCGCCAAUGGCGCGGGAUCGGGAGAUUAUUCGUGCAAUGGUCGAUGUGGUGCUGGCUGUACCGGGAGUGCUCUGGGCAACGAUUACACUCAAGACUGCUUCUCUCACGACAUCUGCUCCUACUUCAACAACGCAACUGGUGGUGCUGAUGACCCCAACUGCGGCGCCGCAUACAAGGCUGCUGUCGAUGACACCAUCCUAAGUGCCGUCGUGGGGUGUUGGCAAACCAACCCAUCCAACCCCGUGUCUAAGCCUUCGACGGUCCCUAUUUGCAGUUGAUCGAGUAGCUUUCCUGAGGCGUUAGAGUGAAUCAACCGAGUCUGUCACACGCUGCGGCGUGCGUUCUUACCGAGAAUCUUAUUGCUCUGCAUACGGAGCUAGGAUAAAAGCCUAAAGUAACAUGAAUGGUGGAAGGAUUAUUAGGGAAGCCGAAGCAGAAAAAAAGCAGCCCAAAACAAAAACCAGUCGAGAGAAUACCGCAUGUUUUGCGGAAGACAAUGGGGGCAGGAUGAAGCCUGGAGGUGGUUAACGAGAAGACCUCAUCCUCUCAAUCCAAGCCACAGUGCCGUUGUCUCGCGAUGAUUGGACCGCAAUCAUCACCGUCGUAGCCAAUCCAUCCAACGAUUCCCAGCGCACUUCAAAAUUCCUCCUCG
Colletotrichum navitas is the source of this 938-nucleotide messenger RNA. RefSeq lists its product as uncharacterized. The record is from RefSeq and is a predicted model, not a curated record. Lineage: Eukaryota; Fungi; Ascomycota; Sordariomycetes; Glomerellales; Glomerellaceae. The transcript is spliced from 3 exons. The coding region runs from base 97 to 564 and encodes 155 amino acids.